UGCGAAAAUACGCAUAGUGAACGAACGUGUUCACUUAGUUUGGUUCGUUGAUUUAUUUUUGUUGUUUAAAAAAAAAUGUUUACACAGAUUCUAGUCUUGUUUGUUGCAGUCUACUAUGUUAAGUUAGCAAAUGGCGCCAUUUCUAAUAAACCUCCCGACGCGAUUGUAUACCCAGGUCCCACACAAGAAGUCUUGCAGACGAGGUACGGGUCAGAAGAUGAUGUGCCCGAGGAGUGUCGCGGGCAGAACUACUGCUUCGUAAAACCGCCAAACUAUCCUCAAGAUAAAUACAACAGAAUGUUUGCUGAUAUGAAAGAUGUGAAGCAGCCAUCAGUCAUCAUCUCAGAACUGGACGACAGGACCGGCGACCCCGGUGAAAAGGACGGCUGCGAUUCUGUUGUCACGUACGAGCCGCUGUACCAGGUGCAGGCAGGAGGUCGAUGGCGGAAGGUAGUCCAAGCACCAGAUGUCAACUACCUUCAACGAGUUAGAUUGGAGAAAUGCAAUGACAAAGUGCCAAGAUGUUUCUCUGACUACCCCCCAGUGCCGGGUAUAACCACAAUGUGUCGUCAAAAGACGGUGUCGUGGGAGUUUCUCGUAGACGACGAGAAAGGCGGCACCGAGCGGGUCACGGCGGAACUGCCUAUUUGUUGUGCCUGCAUGUACAAAAUGGAAAAUAAAAGGAAAUAAAUAGUUACAUGA
This is a messenger RNA of Amyelois transitella, 702 nucleotides long. RefSeq lists its product as uncharacterized. The transcript is spliced from 6 exons. Bases 76 to 690 code for a protein of 204 amino acids. NCBI's taxonomy places the organism in Eukaryota, Metazoa, Arthropoda, Insecta, Lepidoptera, Pyralidae. The record is from RefSeq and is a predicted model, not a curated record.